Nylanderia fulva is the source of this 2267-nucleotide messenger RNA. RefSeq names its product methylcrotonyl-CoA carboxylase subunit 2 (gene Mccc2). Lineage: Eukaryota; Metazoa; Arthropoda; Insecta; Hymenoptera; Formicidae. Gene Ontology annotation, cellular component: mitochondrion; methylcrotonoyl-CoA carboxylase complex. Gene Ontology annotation, molecular function: methylcrotonoyl-CoA carboxylase activity. The record is from RefSeq and is a predicted model, not a curated record. Gene Ontology annotation, biological process: L-leucine catabolic process.
GGUUUGACAGAAGAGAGACGGAGAGAGACGAUAUGCUUUAUCUCUCUUGCACGAUACGUGUAAAUGUAUUUAUAUCAAUUCGAUGAAUGUUAACUAAUUAUAAAUUGAGACCUUGAAAUAUAUUUUAUUAUAUACAUAUACGUGAGCUGGAGCUCACGUCGUGUAAAAUAAUGUAAAUAACUUUUGACCGGUAUUUUAAUAACCUUCAAAAAUUGAUCAUGUUUAUCGACUACACUGUUGAUUAUUGUGUAAGACUUUCUCGAAGAGGGGACAAAUACUCAAUCCUAGGACCGCUCUGUCAUCAUCAGGGGAGGGAUAGAUAACCCCCUGCUACGAAUCAGCAAGUCUCAUCAUCCCAAACAACUGUAUUCUCUCUGCAAGUUAACAUAUUCUUCCUCGACCUCGAGAUUUACAGUUGUGUAUUUAUUACUUUGUUAUAUUGUGAGGAUAUAAAAAAUAUUUAUGCAUCAUGUUAUACAGAAGUCGUUAUGUACUGAGGCAGUUUCGGCUUUUUGUGAGAUCUUAUCAUGAAGAAGCAUCUCUUAUUGGCAGUACGCAAGAUACCAGUUCAUCAAUUUAUCAGGAGAAUUAUGCACAAAUGAAAGUCCUUGUUGAUCAAUUGAAAAACACUGUAGAGAAGAUAGUUGAGGGUGGUGGACAGAAAGAGAGAGAGAGACAUAUAAGCAGAGGAAAGCUUUUAGCUCGGGAACGAAUAAAUAUUCUCUUAGAUAAGAACUCACCUUUCUUAGAAUUUUCACAAUUGGCGGGUUACGAGAUGUAUGAUAAGGAGGAAGUGCCAGCAGCUGGGAUUAUCACUGGCAUUGGAAGAGUAAAAGGCACUGAAUGUUUGAUAAUAGCAAAUGAUGCGACUGUAAAGGGUGGUACUUUUUAUCCUAUAUCGGUUAAGAAACAUUUACGUGCUCAAGAAAUUGCAGAAGAAAAUCGCUUACCUUGUAUAUAUCUAGUUGACAGUGGAGGUGCAAAUUUGUCUAAACAGAGUGAGGUAUUUCCUGAUAAAAUGCAUUUUGGUAGAUCUUUUUACAAUCAAGCAAAUAUGAGUGCUAAAGGCAUACCUCAAAUUGCAAUAGUUAUGGGAAGUUGUACUGCAGGUGGUGCUUAUGUUCCUGCUAUGGCAGAUGAAAGUGUUAUUGUUGGUAAUCAGGGUACAAUAUUUUUGGCUGGUCCACCACUGGUAAAAGCUGCAACCGGUGAAGAGGUUUCAGCAGAGGAUUUAGGAGGAGCUGCACUUCAUUGUCGACAAUCCGGCGUCACCGAUCACUAUGCAACAGACGACACACAUGCAUUGCAUCUGGCACGUCAGAUUGUAAAAAAUCUAAAUCGACAACCAUCUAUGGACCUUAAAAUCAAUAAGAAUAUUGAAUUGCCUGUACACGCCGUUGAUGAGAUCUAUGGUAUCGUUGGAACGAAUUUGAAACGUCCGUUUGAUGUGAAGGAAGUUAUUGCAAGAAUCGUGGAUGGAUCAAAAUUCCACGAAUUUAAAGCACAAUAUGGUGAAACUUUAGUCACAGGAUUCGCUCAAAUUUACGGUUAUCCUGUGGGCAUUGUCGCAAACAACGGUGUAUUAUUUUCUGAAAGUGCUCAGAAAGGGGCUCACUUUGUGCAACUUUGUGCUCAAAGAAAAAUUCCUCUCAUCUUUUUACAAAAUAUCACUGGAUUUAUGGUGGGUAGAGCUUCAGAAUCCGGAGGUAUCGCCAAAAAUGGUGCUAAGAUGGUAACAGCGGUGGCCUGCGCUCAAGUACCGAAGAUUACAGUAAUAAUCGGGAGUUCUUAUGGAGCUGGAAAUUUUGGAAUGUGUGGCCGAUCUUAUUCUCCACGGUUCCUCUAUUCUUGGCCAAAUGCUCGAAUUGCCGUAAUGGGAGGAGAGCAAGCAGCUGGGGUAUUGGCGCAAGUAAAAAGGGACCAACGUGCAAGAGAAGGCAAACAGUGGACACAAGAAGAUGAAGAAAAUCUCAAAAAUCCAAUUAUACAACAAUUCGAGAAGGAAGGCAAUCCGUAUUACUCUAGUGCUAGACUAUGGGAUGAUGGUGUGAUCGAUCCAGUCGACACGCGUCUUGUGCUUGGCCUAAGCUUAUCUGCAAGUCUGAAUGCGCCUAUACCUGACACUAAGUUCGGAAUUUUCCGAAUGUAAAAGGUGCGUAUAAAAUUGUAAUGUGAAAGUAUACAAAAAUACUAUAUUAAUGUUAAAUUUUAUAUAUACUAUUUUAUCUGACAUAUAAUCCAAAGAUAUUUUAUAAUGGAUAUAUUUU